Seminavis robusta is the source of this 2710-nucleotide messenger RNA. NCBI's taxonomy places the organism in Eukaryota, Bacillariophyta, Bacillariophyceae, Naviculales, Naviculaceae. The record is from the annotation of a GenBank genome assembly.
AUGGCAGCAAAAACCAAUUUGGAAUCGGAGGAAUUUGAUGUCCUUCAAGCUGUGCAUGCACGCUCCUCCGAUGCUAGACAACGAGAGGCGGAGCUCCAGAAGCUGGAGCAAUAUGAGCAGGACAACCAGAGGGUCCAACAAGCAGCAGCAGCUGCUGAACAAGAGAAAGCACACCAGCAAGCUAGGACAGCUCGGCAAGCAGAUUCUACCAGCAGCCGUGUCCAGAAUGGGAAAAGCAGAAGUACCACCAAGAACAGCAGCACAAGUACCGGUACUGGGCACACCAGUGAAGAAUUUCUGAAUAUUGAUGAAAUUGCCAAACUAGCCGAAGCCCGGCAGAGCCUCCAGCCUCCCGCAUCCGCUGGCCCAAAUUGCAUCAGCAAACACCCUGGCAGUAGCACCACAACAGCUACCAGUGUGCCAUUCAACAUCGAAAAUAAUGGAAAGCAACAGAUUCCACUUCCUGGCGGGGCACAACCAGGAGCAUACUCAGGAGCUCCUGGCAUGGACCCCCAAAGAACCACCAGACCUCGCUUUUCAUUACUUGGGGUCGCUUCCGCCACAGUCGAACCAAUGGCCGACCUAAGUGACCGUGAUGGAAGCCUGGCGUCUGAGGACAGGGAAGAACCUGAGACGUCAGAAUCUGCCCGUGCCCAUAGUGAAAAUCGAUCCUUCAAUGAAGGGCAAGUCGCUCAUUUGAGUUCGAGAACAAACAGUCAGACUGUCGAGCACGCGAACCAUGGUGAUAAUUUUGACGUGCCUGUAGUAAAUAAUGCUGCCAACAGUGACAGUACUGGCUUGGCUGUGGCGGCGCUGGUGGAAGAGGAUGAGAUGUCCCAAGAUCUUCCACAAGCUGCAGAGUUUGAUGUGGAUGAAUUACGAAGGAGAAAGGAAGAAUCCAUGAAAAUAUUCAAAACCAAGAUGCUCCUGGCGGUAAUUCUCUGCACUGCUGCUGUUCUGGUUUUGAUAGCAGUGUUGAUCAACAGAGAGCGACCGAAAGAUUCAGAGUCGGAGCCUUCACUGGAGACAGCAACAAAUAUUUCUGCUCCUCCAUCAUCAGAUAUUAUGGAAAAGAUGCAAGAUGAUUUGCUAGCUCUCUUCGAAGACAAAACUGCUUUGGCCAUCAGGGACGAUCCUGAGUCACCCCAAUCUCGAGCUUUUCAGUGGCUACUUGAUGACAUCGAUGGCCGCCAAGCAGAACCAUCCAACGACCGUCUAAGGCAACGAUUUGCUUUGGCCACGCUCUAUUUUGCCACCAGCGGAGACUCAUGGGCCAACAAUCAACACUGGCUCAACCACAGCAUCCAUGAGUGUGACUGGUUUACCAAGCCUGACUUUGCUUUGAAGGAGAAAUUGUCUCAAAUUCUUCCUGGUUACAUUACAGAAAUGUUUCCUCCGACUGAUCCACCUCCUAGCAAUUGCCAUGAUAACGGGCUGUAUCGGAAUCUGUGGCUGGAUCAAAACAAUCUGCAGGGCACACUGGCAGAGGAGCUCUUUUUGAUAUCAUCCCUAGAGACACUGUCAAUUGGAGUCGACAGUCUACAUGGAAGCAUUUCUACCCAGGUUGGACGGCUUUCCUUGUUACAAGGGAUCUCAAUUAGUUUUGUGCGCGAUGCAGGGCCUAUACCUUCAGAAAUUGGUAUGCUGACAAAUCUGAGAACUGUUCUUGUCAGUGACAAUGAGCACAGCGGAUCAGUUCCCACGGAGCUGUGGCAGCUAACCAACCUGGUAUCACUUUCUUUGGGAAAUAAUGGUGACUUGAAGAGCGCCAUCUCAACUGAGGUUGGCAACAUCCCCAAGCUCCGAUGGCUCGUGAUGGACUUUGGAGGUGUCUCUGGCACAAUUCCUACUGAAAUGGGCAGGUUGAAACACCUUGAAUGGCUUGCACUUCAAGGCAACAGUCUAACUGGAACAGUUCCAUGUGAGCUUGGUCUACUUCAAAACAUCUUGUCGAUAUCUCUACAAAACAAUUCUCUUCUAGGGACCUUGCCAAGCGAGUUGGGGCUCCUAACAUCGCUCACAAUGCUUACCGCAGGCCAGAAUACCUUUUCUGGCUCUAUACCAAGUGAAUAUGGUCGCCUUUCCUCCUUGAAUCUGGCUCUGAAGCUAGAAGAAAGUAGGCUCUCUGGUACAAUACCAGUGCAGCUGGCCGACCUGGUUUCUCUGGAGACCCUUUAUUUGCAAGAUAACCACUUCACCGGCCACAUACCAAGUGAAUUUGGCAAGAUGUCAUCUUUGGGUCUGUUAAAUCUUUCCAAUAAUUCCUUAUCGGGAGUGGUGCCUCAAGAACUUGGAGAACUGAAACAGUCACUAUUUACCUUGAAUUUGGAGGAGAAUCCACUUUUGUCUGGGGUGUUUCCAGAGUCCCUCUGUGGCCUCGAUGGCGAGUGUGCUGGUACGGCAUUGGUGCCAUGUGAAGGUAACUAUGGAAUCUACUUUGACUGUAACAGCUUGAUGUGCGGCUGUGGUUGCACUUGUGAUGAUAACUAGCUACCUACCAGUAGCAUUCUUCCCUUCCACAUGCAAAAGGAUGUAAAUGCCAUUUGAUUUGAUUUGAUUUGAUUUGAUUCACAGGGAAAUUGCCGCCGACGCAUUCUUUAGUUGCUACAGCUGUACCAUACUCGCUGGCUAAUACCAUGAGACCACCAUUUAUUUUUCGAUUGUGAGGCUCGUGUGAUCGAGAAUCGAACCGCGAGAGUGCAUGCAUGCA